This is a messenger RNA of Acaromyces ingoldii, 3363 nucleotides long. Its product is annotated as acetyl-CoA synthetase-like protein. The record is from RefSeq and is a predicted model, not a curated record. Bases 125 to 3337 code for a protein of 1070 amino acids. The transcript has a single exon. Gene Ontology annotation, molecular function: phosphopantetheine binding. NCBI's taxonomy places the organism in Eukaryota, Fungi, Basidiomycota, Exobasidiomycetes, Exobasidiales, Cryptobasidiaceae.
GGGCACGGGGUAAAGAGGCGCCCAAGCCAGGGCCUCGCGCGGCAACUUUAAAAACUGAGUCGGCCGCCUCGUGACUUUCGCGCGCGUCGCCGGUCGCCCUGCCUCUCGCUCGCCCGGUUGGAAAAUGUCGACUUCUGCGCCCUUUAUCCGCCCCAACCUGAGGCUCACGCCAGGCUGGCAAUCGACGGCCAACACAGCGGGAGAGCCCGCCACCGUCUACGAUCUUCUCGAACAGUCGGCCCGGCUGAACGCACAACAUGCCUUUGCGCUCCAGCUGGCUCCCUCGCUCGUCGCGUCAGACACACGCACCAUCAGCCAUGGGCAGCUCCUCGAGGCCGUCGACCGCUGCUCGGCCUGGCUCGUCGCAGAGGGCAUUGCCAGGCGCUCUGCUGCAAAGAGAGACAGUGGCAACGGGGUAGAAAGGGGCACCCCUGUGGCCAUUUUUCUCGGCAGCGACGCCAACAUCUUUGUCUACCUCGUCGCCCUCACCAAGCUUGGCAAUCCCUUUGCCCUCUUUUCGUCGCGCCUCUCGGCAGAGGCCGUCACGGCACUCUGCACGCGCGCGGGCAUUCGAAGCAUACUGACGGAUCAACGCACCGUGGUCACCUGGGCACAAUGCCAGCAGUCCCUGGGCGAGGCUGAGGGCGAAGCUGUGCGGCAAGUGGAUGCGCUGCCAUUGGCAGCUUGGCUCACGGACGCCAGCGUCCCCGCCAGCAUCACGGUGGAAAAGGGCGACGAGGUGGAUCCAAACGACUGCAGCGUCGCCAUCUUUCAUUCUUCGGGCAGCACAGGCCUUCCCAAGCCCAUCUUCCACUGCCACCGCUACCUGCUUGGCUAUGCGGCCAACCACGAGCUGUCUGCGGACGCCGUCGGCGUGACGCUCUCGACGCUGCCCCUCUACCACGGCUUUGGCCUGCUCGCGCCCUGUCUCUCGCUCUCCAUUGGCAUGACGGUCGUAUUGCCAGCGGCGACGACGAUCCCCACGGGUCUGUCGACGGCCGCGAUGCUGCACCUGCAGCCGGCCAAGCGCAUCUUCAUCGUUCCCGCCACGCUGGGCGAGAUGGAGGCCGACGCAGCGGGCCUUGCGCUGCUCCAGCAGCUCCAGCAGGUCGUGGUGGGCGGUGCGCCCAUGAAGCUGUCGCUUGGCGAGCGCCUCGAGGCGGCCGGCGUGUCGCUGCUCAACCAUUUUGGCGUGACCGAGAUCGGCGCGCUGGCGCCCAUCUGCGUGCCCGCGCCGUCGUGUCGGUACAACUGGCGCUACCUCCUCGUGCGCAACGACAUCAACAUCCAGUUGCAGACGCUGCCGCUCCAGGACGGUGGCGGAUCUCUGCUGCGCCUUGGCGCGCGGCCCUUUGGCUGGGCAGACGACUUUUGGGUCCAGGACGCCCUCGAGGAGAACGCCGACGCGGGCGACGGGCGCAGGCAGGUGCGCAUCCGUGGCCGUGUCGACGAGCUCAUCGUCCUGGCCACGGGCGAAAAAGUCAGCCCCAUUGCCGCCGAGUCGGCCCUGCGCGAGCACCCGCUUGUGACGGAUGCCGUCAUGUUUGGCAAUGGCCGCUUCCAGGUCGGCCUCAUCGUCGAGACGGCGUCCACUGCUGGUGCCAGCGUGACUGCGCAGGACCUCGGCCCGACGCUCGACGAGCUGAACCGCGUGUCGGAUGCGCAUGCCCAGAUCGAUGCCACGCUCAUCGUCCUGACGCAAAAGGCUAAAAAGGCCCUCGUCCGCACGCCAAAGGGCAACCCCGAGCGCAAGGCCAACGUCGACCUGUUUGCCGUCGAAAUCGAGGCGGCCUACCGCGCUGCCGACCGCGUGGCCGGGCCGCUGCUGGACCUCGACGAUGCACAGAGCCUCGAGGCGACAAUCACCGAAGCCGUCACAGGCCUCCUGAGGCGACGAAAAGGCGAAAUUGGUGUCGACGACGACUUUUUCGAGCUGGGCAUGGACUCGUUCAAGGCGCUCAAGCUGCUGCGCAUGCUCCAAGCAGGUGCCGGCACCCUGCCAUUUACAUUUGUCUACCGAAACCCAUCGGUAGCCAAGCUCGUCGCCGCACUCGCGCAGGGCAGUCGACAGGACCAAAGGACCGACGACGAGGAUGCAGCAGCCGUGCAGGCAUGCGUCGACGGGGCACUCCGCCAGCUCGACGAGUGCUGCCCAUCGUCGCUUCGUGAUGACGCCACAGGUGGACAUGCGCCAAGGAGAAAGCCUCGCACGGGGCCAUCGAUUGUCAUUACCGGCAGCACGGGCAGCUUGGGCAGCCACCUCCUGCGCGCAGCACUGAGCCAACCGCACGUCGAGCACGUCUACUGCCUCGUCCGUGGUCCAGACCCGCUGCAGCGACAGCUCGAAGUCAUGGCCAAGCUGGGCGUCAGCUGCGAUCGGACACGCAUCAGUGUGUGGACCGCAUCGCUGAGCAAGCCCAAGCUGGGCCUCACCGAGGCGCAGUACCACGAGCUGGUCACCCAUGCAACGCACAUCAUCCACAACGCCUGGCCCGUCGACUUUCUCCGCCACCUGGCCUCGUUCCAGCCCCACAUUGACGGACUUGCGCGUCUGAUUGAGCUGGGCGUCGACAUCUCACAGCAGCAGCAGCAGCAGCAGGACAUCAUCCGGCCGCGCCUCGUCUUUGCCUCGUCGAUUGCCGUGGUGGCCAGAUAUGCGUCCGAGAGGGACACGGCGGUCGUCGUCCCCGAGGAACCAGUGGUCGAUGUGCGCGCCUGCUCGACGCUGGGCUAUGCACAGGCCAAGCUCGCCUGCGAACAGCUUCUCCAGCGGGCGCCGUUCCGCCACGCCGUCUCGAUGGCGAGUGUGCGCAUCGGCCAGCUGACCGGCGCCGAGGGCCUGGGCAACUGGUCGACGAGCGAGCACAUGGCCGCGCUGGUCAAGAGCUCGCGCACCGUGGGAGCACUGCCGGACCUCCAGGGCACCCUCUCGUGGCUGCCCGUCAAUCGAGCUGGCGACGCCCUCGUCGAAAUUCUCCUCUCCGAGGACACCACAAAGAACUACAACGACGACGACGACACACCGGCGAUGAUGCAUCUCGAGAAUCCGGCACGGCAGUCGUGGCCCGACAUGGUCGCGCUCCUGGGCCAGGCCAUUGCCGUCGACCGCGUCCGUCCCUUUGACCAGUGGCUCCAGCUUGUCCAGGUACAGUGCCCCGACGCAGGGCCCUUGGUCGACUUUUUCCGUCAAGACUUUCUUCGGCUCGCCACGGGCUCCCUCGUCCUCGACACAGCCAUCGCCAAGCGCCACUCAUCGACACUGACUAAGAGCAAACCCUUGGACAGCAAGCAUGUACAGGAGUAUGUCAAAUACUGGCGUGCCUCGGGCUUCCUGUAAAUAAGUUCACCAAUUGCAAUUACGAG